Molecule: messenger RNA, 3193 nt
Organism: Pygocentrus nattereri (red-bellied piranha)
Lineage: Eukaryota; Metazoa; Chordata; Actinopteri; Characiformes; Serrasalmidae
Gene: adam8b
Product: ADAM metallopeptidase domain 8b
Exons: 23
Coding region: 43-2601 (852 amino acids)
Biological process (GO): regulation of cell-cell adhesion; positive regulation of cellular extravasation; proteolysis
Molecular function (GO): metalloendopeptidase activity; cell adhesion molecule binding
Source: RefSeq, a predicted model, not a curated record
GCUUCGGCGCCUUCUUUCCCCGUUCGCGCUGGUCUCGAUCAGAUGGAGCGCCUGCGGGCCGGGAGAGCCAUGCGGAUCAUCACCGUCACAGCCAUCGUGCUCGGGCUCCGCCACUGCGCGUGCUUCACUGAGAGUGUGCGUGCACUGAGCCACAUAGAGCGGUCCAAUGUAGUGAGACUCCAGAAACUGAGCAGCCGGAGCCGAAGAAGCACCUCCAACCAGGAACCAUUUGUGGAACCAGGCAGCCAAGAAAAGUAUCCGGAGGAACUCUGGUAUCAUUUGUACUCUGAUGGAAUUAGUCAUAGACUUCAUUUGGAGAAGAACAGGUUUCUAGUUGGGCUUAAUUACACUGAAAUAUAUUAUAAACAGGACGGUUCGAUUGUGAACGCGUAUCCAAGACUUGAGGACCACUGUUAUUAUCAUGGCCGUAUUGACGGUAUGGAGGACUCAUCAGUCAGCGUUGGCGUCUGCUCUGGAAUGAGAGGUUUUGUUCGGGCUGAGCAGCAGUUGUACCUCAUUGAGCCUUUGAGUGACAGCACUGAGGGAGACCACGCCUUCUACAAGCAAGAAGACCUGAAGAUCAAUGCAAAAGAGCCAGCUAGCACCGUUUCUGACAGCGGAUCCAGAGCAAGUCUUUUCAAACGCAGCAACUGGUCUGCAUUUCGAACUCCGAGAUAUGUGGAAAUGUUUCUUGUGGUGGACAAUGCUGAGUACAAAAGUUUGGGCUCAGACACAGAUACGGUCCAGAGGAGGAUGCUGGAAGUUGUAAAUCAUGUUGAUAAGCUGUAUCGUCCACAUAACAUCCGUGUGAUGCUGGUGGGGUUAGAGGUGUGGAGCAUCAAAGACCAGAUCUUGGUCAGUGUGAGUUCUGAUGAUACACUUAGCAGGUUCAUUAAUUGGCGCCGGGACAGCCUGCUGAAAAGAGUCAAGCAUGACAAUGCACAGUUUGUAACUGGAAUUGAUUUUUUAGGUGAAACUGUGGGGCUGGCAAACAAAUUUGCUAUGUGUGCUGUUGGCUCUGGAGGAAUUAAUCAGGAUCACAAUAAAGAUCCUCUGGGAUUGGCUGCAACCAUUGCACAUGAAAUGGGCCAUAACAUGGGCAUGUCUCACGAUGCACAGCACUGUACCUGCGGCCAGUUUAACACCAACUGCAUCAUGACUGAACGAGUGGGUAUCACAAAGUUUCCGCAGCUCUUCAGUGACUGCAGUCUAAAUGAGCUGAGUGUGUUUCUGGAGAACGCCAACCCAAGCUGUCUGCUGAACCUCCCCCGCUCAGAUAAACUGUAUGGGGGACCCGUCUGUGGUAACGCUUUCCUGGAUCCCGGCGAGGAGUGUGACUGUGGAAGUGUGGAGGAGUGCAAGAACCCAUGCUGUAGUGCCACCACCUGCAGACUUACGGAAGGAUCUCAGUGUGCGGAGGGAGACUGCUGUGAAAACUGCCAGAUAAAACAAGUUGGGAGUAUUUGCAGAGCUUCCGCGAACGAGUGUGAUCUAUCUGAGUACUGCACAGGGCUGUCAGAGAAGUGUCCCGAAGAUAGCUUUAAAAUAAAUGGAGUUCCCUGCAGCUCUGGUGACAGUUACUGCUUUAAUGGCCAAUGCCCAACUCAUCUCCAGCACUGUCAGCGGCUGUGGGGAGAAGAUGCCAAAGUGGCUUCAGAUGCCUGCUUUUUCAGGAAUACCUUUGGGAGAAAUGAUUCCCAUUGUGGAAGGACUAAAGACAGCUACAGAUCCUGUGCAAAACAAGAUAUGCACUGUGGAAGCAUAUUUUGCAUUGGAGGGAAUAAGCUCCCUAUUACUGGUUUGAAAGCCACCCUGGUGAUGCCCAAAGGAUUGUGCAACAUGGUAGGGGAGCGGUCAGAGGAAGAUAACCUAAGCAUGGUGCCUACGGGGACAAAAUGUGGACAAAACAAAGUGUGCUUUGAUUACAAGUGCCAAGAUGUGAAAGUGUAUGGUGUUCCUGAAGACUGCUCGUCAAAAUGCAACGGUCGUGGGGUCUGUGAUCACCGACAGCAGUGCCACUGUGACCCUGGAUGGGCUCCACCAUACUGUGGUACCAGCUAUGCUGACUUGACUUCUGGAAGAAACACUGUCAUUGGUGUCUCUGUCGCUGUGGGAGUCUUGCUGGUACUUGCUGUAGCAUUUGGAAGUUGGAUUUAUUGUAAAAAGUCAAAGAAAACUGGCUCCACUUGUAAAAUGAAAACUCAACCUGGUCAGUUAAAUCCUCUGUUUGAGAUCCCAAGAGCAAAAGGAAGCUUUUUAAAGGACCGUCCCCAGAUCAGCCAACCUACUUUCAUUGAAUCAACUGCAACCCCACCCAGCACCCCCCUUACAGUACGAAUUGCCCCCACACGCCCACCCCCACAGCCUCCUAAAAAAGUGGAACAGCAGUCACAUCAGCUGCCUCACUCCAUUUCUUCGCUCACACAGAUGAAGCCUGUACCCCCAACUAAGCCUUUGUGUCCUGGUGAUGUGAAACAGGUAAAUCCCCCUCUGCCUCCAGUGAAGCCAGUCGUACCAGCUGCGUCGUGGAGGAAGCCACAGACUGUGGGAGAAGAUGAAGUCAAAAUUGCACUGAGGCCUCCCAACAUGCCAAGAAGAUGACUGGGGACGGAUCAUCGUGUAAAUCAGCAGGGGACUUUUCUGUCUCUUUAUGACUAAUGACAGCACUGUGGAUUGUAUCUUUGAUGACGCAGCGUCUGAGUCCAUGUACCAGCUCUCCAGUGAAGAGCAGAACUGCUCUGAAUAUGCUUGAAAGGUUUUUUAUACCCAGUUACACUUGAAUUCAUAUUUAUGACAAAUGCUGUUAAGCCAUGGUCACAUCAGACUUUGGCAUGUCCAUAUAAUAUUUGUGAGUGGUUUUAAUGGGAUGAAUCUAAAGGUAAUGUUCAGUGAACAGGUAACUAGUGAGCUGGUGACAAGCACCAUUAUGUUCACUGAGGAGCACUUUUUCCACUGUGAUAAAGAACAGAACGCAAUGCAUUUUUUAAACGAGUUACUUUCAAAGCGAAUUACAGUGUUUCUGCAUUGAACAUUGCUUUAGACAACAGCUCUCAUGUUGUUAUGAAACUACUGUCUUGACAGUCAGCGGAACACUUUAAAAGCCUCAUCAAAUAAGUGCCUUGUAAUGCCUGUGUUAUGUGAUGUUAUGUGUCCACUUCAUAUUAUUUGUGCAUUAAAAUAUUGUCUAACGUUG